Messenger RNA from Eruca vesicaria subsp. sativa (arugula), 670 nucleotides. The record is from the annotation of a GenBank genome assembly. Lineage: Eukaryota; Viridiplantae; Streptophyta; Magnoliopsida; Brassicales; Brassicaceae.
GUCGUCGUCUCCGGCGAUCGUCGGAACAAGAAAAUGAUGGCGAUUACGAGAGUGAUUAGCCGGAGAAUCCACGGUUCAAGCGAUGUAACCGUUCCGAAACUCUCAGGAUUCUCUAUUGUAUCUCCCAAAAACGUUGAGGUAGAGUAUGCAGAUGGAAGCAAGUUCAAUUUCUCAUCUGAGUUUCUGAGGGUUCACAGUCCAGCUGCUGAUGGAAAAGUUAGAUCAAUUGGUGGUGAAAAGGUGAUAUCUGGAAGGCGGUAUGUGGGAAUCAUGUCUGCAGAACCAGUGGGAAACUAUGGUGUAAGGUUAGUGUUUGAUGACUUGCAUAGAACAGGAAUAUAUCCAUGGGACUAUUUCUACGAGCUUGGUAGCAAUAAGUUUGGUCUCAUGAGAAACUAUAUCAAGAUUCUUCAAAAGCAUCAUCUCAGCCGUGAACCUCCUCCGAGAAGGAGAUGAUUCUUAUCAAUGUGUUUCUAAGCUUGUGUUCAAAGUGUUUGAUAGAAUACUUAUUACUUGUUGUGCAGAAACAUAGAAUCUUGUUUACUUCUUUCAGAGUGCAGCCCGUAUACAUUGGGCUCUUAAAACCACUUUCAUUAAACGUGAUUACAAAACCACGAAUAUUCUGCAAAACGUCAAACACAGUAAAUUAUAAAAAUAAUACUGAUCUUUU